Messenger RNA from Dicentrarchus labrax (European seabass), 6986 nucleotides. RefSeq names its product forkhead box O4 (gene foxo4). Gene Ontology annotation, cellular component: nucleus. Gene Ontology annotation, biological process: regulation of transcription by RNA polymerase II. The coding region runs from base 1599 to 3536 and encodes 645 amino acids. Lineage: Eukaryota; Metazoa; Chordata; Actinopteri; Moronidae. The transcript is spliced from 3 exons. The record is from RefSeq and is a predicted model, not a curated record. Gene Ontology annotation, molecular function: DNA-binding transcription factor activity, RNA polymerase II-specific; RNA polymerase II cis-regulatory region sequence-specific DNA binding.
UUGACAGUGGUAAACAGACGUCAGAAGGGAGUCUUCGCCUCGAGUCAAAACAAAACAAAACAAAACAAGUCAAAAAGACAGUGAAGGAGCUGAUAUUUGGACAGACACACCGACAGGAACUUUUACAAAAGUCGUCUCUGAAUAAAAGCCGCUACUUGGUGGAAGUUACCGGAGGCAUUUCACGGACUUUUCCCCGGAUUGUAAACUCUGGAGUAGCAGGAGCUUAACCAGCUAACGUUACGGAGGCUAUCGUGCUGUUUUCAAAGUGCGGCGAGUGGGAGACCGACAGACCUCCGAAACCACACAACUUCACACAACACCCGGGAAAUCGUUUUUGUACUUAGUUUACCGAGACCCACCGGCGGGGAUCGUCCGAGCUCCGGGCCCCGGUCGAGGGGGUUUUAUAGCCGCCUCUCCGAGCAUCGUGUGCCGCGGCAGCAGUGUGGAGAAACAUGGCAGAUGGUGACAUGCGCCUGGCCGCAAUGUGGCGGAUCGUGCAGACCUGAAGGCAACACGGACCUUUUCUCACGUACAUUUCUCUCAUCUUUAGACUUUGUUUUUCUACGUUUUUUUUUUUAUUAAUGAACUUAAACACUAUUUAACACUUGAACCCACUCUGCCUCCUCCUCCUCCUCCUCUUCCUCCUCACCCGACCUUCCUCUGGUUCAGUCACAGCGGCUUUAAACAGGCCAAAGGGACCCGGACAACGUCUCCACACUCAGUUUAUACUUUGUUUUUGGGGGCGAAUAAACCCGUUGCUGGGACAAUCUUCUGUUUCCACACUUUGCUUUCGUUUAUCCGGACUGUGUUGUGACUGUUUGAGGGACCUUUGUGUUGUUUUUUUUAAACUUUGGGUCGAGUUGUUUGGCUUGUGGAGCUCCCAGACAUCACGUUGUUUACAAGUGUAGACGGACAGGGGCUCUCCUGAGUAGAUCCUUUGUAACAGUAGACAGCUAAUCCCUGUUUGUAGUCUUCAUAGCUUUACAGUAAAACAAAUCCCCAGUUUGACUGUUUUACAUAAUGAUUCAUUGGACACGUUUGGUACGAAUUAACCUUUAAUUUAGAUUUAUUCUCAGACACAUUGCCUUAAAUUGUCUUACACCUUUUACAACAUUAGACUGAUAUUGUUUGUUAAACAGGAAUGUCUUUAUUUUGUGUCCGUAUACCUUUGAGUUUUUAUCAUUCAUGUCCAGGUGAGCCAGAACCUCUGUAGAUCCAGAUGUUUUGGUGCUCAUUGCCACUCACUCUUUGUUUUUAUUUCAUUCAAACAAAGGGACUCUCCUCCCAGCCCUCCUUCAUUCUAUAUAAAUCGGAAGGUUUAUGAUAGUUACUAUUAAGGAGAUUAUUUGGGUUCCCUAAUCUCCAAUCUGAGGAUUAACCGAGGCUAUUGGUGUGUCCAGAUUAUUACGUCUCCUCUCCAGGCCCCUCUGUUUACACCCCCGCGGUGGGUCAACCAUAUUGUUUUUGUGUCAGUAACUUGUUGUUUUGGGGUUUUUUUUUAACGCCUCACUCGCUCAAAGUUACCUUUAAAAUUUAAAGGUAGAUGUUUUAAGAGGUCCCAUAUUUUCUUUGGUUGAGUGGACGUUCAGAGGACCGCCAUGGAGGAGUCGUCUGUGCCCCCCAUUGACCCAGAUUUCGAGCCUCAGAGCAGACCCCGCUCCUGCACGUGGCCCCUGCCGAGACCGGACAUCUCGGUUGUCAAACCGGAGGGCGCGGAUGGCACCGAGUCCGCCGCCGGGACCCCGCCCGCCGACGAGGACAAGCCCGAGCCGCAGCAAAUCACGUCCGAGCCAGAGAAGGCUGCUGCGGCGGCCGAGGGUGGGGUCGGGGCCGGCGUGGGCGGAGCCGGAGCGACGCCCCGCAAAGGAUCAUCCAGGCGCAACGCGUGGGGGAACCAGAGCUACGCUGAUCUGAUUAGUCAGGCCAUCGAAAACUCACCUGAGAAGAGACUGACACUGGCGCAGAUCUACGAGUGGAUGGUGAAAACAGUGCCUUACUUCAGAGACAAAGGAGACAGCAACAGCUCAGCCGGCUGGAAGAAUUCAAUUCGCCACAAUUUAUCACUCCACAACAAGUUCCUGAGGGUUCACAAUGAGUCCACAGGCAAGAGCUCCUGGUGGAUGCUCAACCCGGAAGGAGGGAAGACCGGGAAAGCUCCUCGCCGCCGGGCUGCCUCCAUGGACAACAGCAGCAAACUGCUGAAGAGCCGCAUGAGGGCCAAGCAGACCAAGAAGCAGGCGGGAGCAGCCGGCCUGGCGGGCGCUGGAGGGGUGCAGGGUGACGGCAGCACGGGCUCAGCGGGCGCAGACAGCCCAAAUUCGUCCCAGCAGUUUCCCAAAUGGGGGGUUAACAGCAGCAGCCCCUCGUCCCGCGGCAGCCUGGAUGACACCGACAUGUGGACCACGUUCCGCCCACGCACGAGCUCCAACGCCAGCACUCUGAGUGGACGCCUGUCCCCCAUCGCCCCUGGACAGGAGGACGAUGACAACCUGCCCGAGGACUCACUGCUGGGGAGAUACACUGCCAGCAGCUUGACCCCCACCCUCACCGAGACACUCAUGGAGGAGCUGGAUCUGAUCGACGGCCUUACAUUGAUGACGGGGCAGCAGGGAGGGGCCAGUCCCAGUACAGCCCCACCUGCACCUCCCACUCCGCUACCCUCCGCCUCCACUCUGCUGCCUCGCGGCUCCAGCUUCUCCUCCUUCCACCAGCUGCAGUCAUCCAACCUCCCGCAGGCCCCCGCUCACACCGGGACCCAGGCCUCCAUCUCUCAGUGUGGUCCCAGCAGCAAAGAGCCGUCGACCUUCAGCAACUCCCUCUUCAACCCCAUGUCCGGCUCCGGCUCUCGUGGGAGCGGCCAUUACAGCACCCACGUGCCUUCCAGCCUGGAGGCGCUGCUCACCUCCGACUCCCCUCCUCCGAGCGACGUCAUGAUGACCCAGGUGGAUCCCCUCAUGCCCAGUCCUGGAGGGGUGGGCAUGAUGGGCAUGGGCACGUCCGUGGUGGGUGUGAGGUCCAAACCCAAUCAGCUGCUGUUGGGUAAAGGACUGGAGCCGAACACGGUGGCACCGAUGGCGCUGCAGCAGCAUCACCUUCACCAGCAGCAGCCGCACCAGCAGCAGCAACAGCAGCCGCAGCAACAACACCAGCAUCACUCUCAGAUGGGGUUGGGGAUGAUCCUCUCAGGUAUGUCUCAGGACCCAUCACAGCUCUCUGCUCUCAAGGCCCAGCAUGCCACGGUGCCAGCGGUGGGCUCUCACCACGUCGCCUCAGCCAAUCCCAGCGUGAGCCUGCAGGGGAUGAGUCAGUUCGGAGCUCCGUCCUGCUUCCCGACCGGUCAGGACCGACUGCCCACAGACUUGGACAUUGACAUGUUCACCGAAAACCUGGAUUGUGACGUGGACUACAUCAUCAACAGUGACCUCAUGGACGGAGAUGGCAUUGACUUCAACUUUGACCCCAUACUGCCUGGAGGCCAAGGCUAUGCAGGCCCAGCCACCACACAGGGCUCCGCUCACAGCUGGGUACCCAGCUAAUUCCUCCGCUGACCACACGCAGUUAGCCAGGAACUGAUCACCAAUCAAGAUAACCUCACAGAACGAUAAAGCGACCGGUGCAUUACUCCUCCCUGCUGGCUGGAGAUACUAUUUUCAAAUACGAUGCUUCACUUUAAAGACAAAACCAGACCUCACCCAUGUCAUGUGCCAAGACAUGCAGAGGACAGGGAGGAGAUUCAGGCUACUAUGCACAAUUUUUCUCCCUUUUUGUUUUUUGAAAAAAAAAAAAUAACACUUGCAACGAUUUGGCUGCUAGCCGUUUUUUUUCUUUCUUUUAAUCUGAACUGAUGAUUUUUAAAAACGUGUGACAUAAAGUUUUUAGAGUGAAAAGACAAAUCAUUAACUUCCCUCUGCUGGGAGUUUAUAUUUCAGUUACACCAGAAUAGCUUUAGGGUGGAUACGGUACUCAAUGGCUUUGGUAUUGAAGACUCAAUGGACUGUGUGUUUUUGGAGAAAUGGCCAGUUUUCCUCUGACACUUGCCUCGCAUGAACUUGCCAGACCAAAUGCUGUUUGAUCUUCUGAAUAAAGGUGCCCCCAACUCUGCCGCACCACGACAAAAAGGGCUUCAUCGCAGGAGUCGGAGAAAACGUUGAGGAUUGUGAACAGGUGGAAGAUAAAGACCGGACGACUGGAGGUAUAAAAAGAUUCAGCAUUGGCUACACAUCUCCCCCAAUUGUGUCCUCGGACUACAGUAACAUGUUUGAUUUUAAGAUUUCUCACUUUAGAGGAAAAAGAAAAAAGAUAACGCAGUUUUUUUUCUCCAAUGAAAUUUGGUGAUUCAACAGUUAAGAGGGUAUGUAUUUGCAGUUUGGCAUUUUUGGUGUUAAGGUAGAUGUCAGUUAGAGGGUGUGUGUUUGUUGUUGUUGUUUUUUUUUUUUUUUAGAAAUCCCUGAUGUGCAGUUAAACUAACAAGAUGAAGAAAUGUGAUUUGUGAAUUUAUUACACAGGGCAUUCAAGGGUAAAUUUAUUUGCCAACAAGUGAUUGGUUGGCCAAGUAUUAUAUUGUCUCAGACAGCAGUAUGCCUCCAUUGUCAAAUGGUCUAACUGUUCUUUUCAUCGAGCCUGUGCGUUUUCAAAGCACUUAGGUUCCUGCGACACGGGGACCCAGAACGAGGAGAAUACAUCCACAUUAGGUUUUACCAUUUCAUAAAAAGAGUUUAAAUCCUGUAAAGAAAACAACAAUUUGAAUGUACACGUUGCACACGUACACAACGACACGCUAUGCAGAUUUAUCAGGAGAACUAGAUGAAAUCUUGAAGGAAAUCUGAAAAAGAAAAAAUCACUUCUUGAAGGGUUUUGCUAUUUAACAUUUUCCUGAUAUCUUGUCGGGGGGGUUCGAGGGGGGCUGCGGGUGUCAGAAUAUCCUCUCACACUUUUAUAUAUUCAGUACUUCAAUUAUUCAGUUCAAGGAAUUAAUUCACUGUGUGAGAAGUACAAAAAAAAAAGAAUAUAUUUGAUUAUAGUUUUAAUAUACAAUUUAGAUGGAGGUAAUAAAUGAGAUAUUAAUACAUAUGAAUAUAUUACUAAUGACAAGUGAUGUUUUUUUACAUUGGAAGAAGCAUUUUCAGAUAAUUUCUAACGGUAAUUUUCUAUACUUUUAUUUUUGUAAAGGAUGAGAUGCAUGUAGAUUUUUUUACAUAACCAAAGGAACACUAAUAUUUGCAUUUGCAUGGCAUUUAGGGAGCGCUUGGGCCUGACACAGUAUCUCGGUGUACAUAAGCUUUGCAAAUGAUGCCUGUAACAUGAAAUCUGACUUUGAAAGACGAGCGAUGCAAAGUGCAUCUAUACUUGACCGUUUGAACUCAAAUUCCCAAUGAUCUGCCUCAUUAUCUUCUGCAUUAGUUGUGAAUCCAAGUUUAAAAAGAUCAGCGCUGAAAUGUGGCACAAUGGAAAGAGAAACCUUCACUGUCCCACUUUUCAACAUGCCGCCAGAAUUCUCAUCUCAAAACGAGACUAAUACAACCGUUACCUCUCAGGGUUGCUCGCAAGAAAACCGACGGGAAAACAAUUCUGCUCAGACGUUAUCAGAUCACGAAACAAACAACAGCAAAAAAGUAUAUUUAUUCUACACAUUUUCUCUGUUACUACAGACUGGAAACCAUCAACAUUACGUCUUUGUUUUGUUUUCCUGGACACGUUUCUGUCGAGUUGAUCUCAAAUUUGACUUCCCUUUGUUAGAGAAAUGUAUUCUAGCUCUCCAGCCAUGUAUAUCAGUACUAGCCUUUCCCUUAGUUUAUUUUUUUUUUGACUGCCAAUAUUUAAAACACUAUAGCAUGAUGUUACUCUGUAGCAAGAUGGACUUUAUUUUGUCAUCUACCCCCCCUUUAAAAUUUUGUGUUUUGUGUUUGUAUUUAAUUUCUUUGUUUAUAACCGUCAACGUUUUUGUGAUCAGAAAUAACAUCCCUGCAGUUUAAAAUCCUAAUAUUCAUCAUUUCACUGUAGUUAUGUCGAUAUGUUAGUCUCUGAUUUGUAAAGCACUCUUCUACUACUUCUUCUUUUUGUUCCACAGAUGUUUUUUUUUCUCUUUUCGAAUGGUGCUAGAUGUCAUUUGUGACGUAUCCUGUACGCCAUGAUACAAUGGGUGCAUAUCAGGACCUUUUUGAAUUUUCUGUAUACGGCACAAGGAUCUUGAUUUGGUGUUAUCAAUCCACAGUCCUUACCCCUCUUUGUUUUUAUGUUCAUAUAUAUAUAUAUAUAUAUAUAUACAUACAUACAUACACAUAUAUAUGUAUAUAUGUAUAUGACCCCCCUUCCCAAACUGGUCACUUAAGUAAUUCUGGAAACUGAAGACCAGCUCGUUGAAAAUGCAUGAUUUUCUUAUUAUUUUAAAUCAUAACGUAAUAAUUUUUAGGAAAGUUGUAUAUGCAACAAAUCCCCCAGUCCCUCUGAACUAAUGUCCAGGUGUUGGAGAUGUUAUGAACAGUUGUUAGGAUGCACAGCAGCAUGUAAGAGGAGGAGUGGUGGUCGGUUUGUGAGAACCUGCUGCACCAGACUUGAUGUCUCUAGUUUACUGUUGCCUCCUAAAAGAAAAGGGCAGGUGUGGUGUUAUUACUUCCCUUGUAUCUCCCCCUCUAUGUAAUUACAACUAUCUACAUAUUGUUUUCUUUAAACUAGCAAUUAGUCCCUGUAUGUUUGUUUUUAAAUUUUAAAUUGCCCCAUUUGAUGCAACAUUUUAGUAUUCAGCGAGGGUGGGUUUUUUAUUUUAUUUUUUUUACUUACUAAUUUUCCCAUAGGGGCGGGUGGGGUUGACAGGUUAUGAUGAGUUGUGCAUAAGCCAAUUAUGUUUAUGAUUUUUGAUUAAUGUUGAUAGAAAAACUCCCCCCCUUUCACCCCUUCAGUCUUUUUCUUUCUUUACACAUUGUAAAGUCAGCCAGAGAUGACAAACAGUUCUGAACAGCAGAAAUAAAUUCAAUAAACUGUUUAACCCA